This is a messenger RNA of Cylicocyclus nassatus, 1234 nucleotides long. Lineage: Eukaryota; Metazoa; Nematoda; Chromadorea; Rhabditida; Strongylidae. The record is from the annotation of a GenBank genome assembly.
AGUUCGUCGCGUGUCGCGUGUCGUGCCACCCUUUCGUCUACCUCAUGCCACGAAUUGAGAACGAACCCAAACUUGACUUCAAAGAUGUCCUUCUUCGUCCUAAACGAUCUACUCUGAAGAGUCGCGCAGAUGUAGACCUUGUCAGAGAGUAUGUAUUCCGUAAUUCAAAGAAGACCUACUCUGGCAUACCGAUCAUAGCGUCAAAUAUGGAUACUGUAGGAACAUUUGAGAUGGCGGAAGCUCUUGUUCCGCACAAAUUGUUCACCACCAUCCACAAACAUUACUCGCUCGAUCAGUGGAAGGAGUUUCAUAGCAAGCAUAAAGAAUCUGCUAUGUUCAAGCACAUAGCCGUCUCGACGGGUAUAUCUGAUCAUGAUUUGGAGAAGUUGAGAGCUAUAUGUGAGGCUAUUCCGGAGUUGGACUAUAUCUGCAUCGAUGUCGCCAACGGAUACUCGGAAUAUUUUAUCGAAUUCAUUCGCAAAUGUCGCGAAGAGUUUCCGAGGCAUACGAUAUUGGCCGGAAAUGUGGUCACUGGAGAGAUAGUAGAAGAAUUGAUCCUUACUGGUGCUGACAUUGUCAAGGUUGGUAUAGGUCCAGGAUCGGUGUGCACAACAAGAAAAAAGGCAGGUGUUGGAUAUCCACAACUGAGUGCUACGAUAGAGUGUGCAGAUGCUGCGCAUGGCUUGAACGGUCACGUCAUCAGUGACGGCGGGUGCACUAAUCCCGGUGACAUCGCUAAAGCUUUUGGUGCAGGAGCCGAUUUUGUCAUGAUUGGAGGUCUCUUUGCUGGGCAUGACCAGAGUGGUGGAGAGAUUAUUGAGAAAGAUGGACGAAAAUUCAAGCUUUUUUAUGGCAUGAGUUCGGAUACAGCAAUGACCAAACAUCAGGGAAGUGUUGCAGAGUAUAGAUCGAGCGAAGGAAAAACUAUAACCAUACCGUAUAGGGGCGACGUCAACGCUACGGUCCAAGACAUGCUUGGUGGGCUUCGCUCUGCAUGUACCUACACUGGAGCUGCAAGAUUGAAGGAACUCUCAAAGCGAACAACUUUUAUACGAGUUACUCAACAAACAAAUGAUAUGUAUGUGCCUUAUGAAAUUUAGGCGUGAUUGUACGAAUACCUCACGAUUCAAGUUUGUUGUAGAUUUUGCUUGUUCUGUUCAUUGUUAAUUUUUUUGAUUGACGUUUUCGUUAUGUAAACAUGUUUCAAAAUUUCUAAAUAAAUAUGUUCAUCCUA